UAACAUUAUAUCUGUUCUUGAACUUGAAUGACUAUGGCAGAGGAGGUGGUUCUGCUAGAUUCGUGGGCAAGUCCAUUUGGGAUGAGGGUGAGGAUUGCACUUGCUGAAAAGGGUAUAAAUUAUGAGUACAAAGAAGAGGACUUUUGGAACAAGAGCCCUCUCUUCCUUCAAAUGAACCCGGUUCACAAGAAAGUUCCGGUUCUCAUUCACAAGGGAAAGCCCAUUUGCGAAUCUCUCAUUGUUGUUCAGUACAUUGAUGAGGUCUGGUUUAACACAAAUCCCUUGUUACCUUCCGACCCUUACCAGAGAGCAGAGGGUAGAUUCUGGGCUGACUAUGUUGACAAGAAGAUAUAUGAUGCUGGAAGGAAGAUUCUUUCGUCAUCAAAAGCAGAAGAAAGAGAAGUUGGCAAGAAGGAGUUGAUAGAAGCUCUUAAAGUGUUGGAGGAACAGCUGGGAGAAAAGAGUUAUUAUGGAGGGGACGAUCUUGGUUUUGUGGAUAUAGCAGUUGUACCAUUCUACACUUGGUUCAAAUCCUAUGAAACUUUUGGCAACUUUAGCAUUGAGAGUGAGUGCCCCAAGCUUAUUGCUUGGGCCAAGAGGUGCCUCCAGAAAGAGAGUGUUUCCAAGUCUCUUCCUGAUCAGCAUACGGUUAAUGAGUUCGUUGUGGAUAGGAGAAAGAAAUUAGGCAUUGAGUAGGUUCAGGUUUGAGCUUAAGGAAUAAAGUUUAUGUAAUAAAAGGCACUUAACGUGCCAAAGUUCACAUGUUUGUUGGUUUUGUAAUUGAAUGUUUUUUGUAUCAUAUACUUCACUCACUG
Vigna radiata var. radiata (mung bean) is the source of this 815-nucleotide messenger RNA. Its product is annotated as glutathione S-transferase U19. Lineage: Eukaryota; Viridiplantae; Streptophyta; Magnoliopsida; Fabales; Fabaceae. The coding region runs from base 28 to 696 and encodes 222 amino acids. Gene Ontology annotation, biological process: glutathione metabolic process. The record is from RefSeq and is a predicted model, not a curated record. Gene Ontology annotation, cellular component: cytoplasm. Gene Ontology annotation, molecular function: glutathione transferase activity. The transcript is spliced from 2 exons.